UGGCUGAAAAUUGUCUAUCAAUUUAUAAUUUUAUUUUUGUAUGCCCACUCAAGUAGUACUAACCACCUAUCCUCUUUCUUCUUCUUCAACCUUGCUCUGAACAACCAACAUUUUCUCUCUCCUCCCAUGUGGAAUGACCUGUGACUCUAUAGCUUUCCAUGUUUUUAUACCCUUAAAUCAUGGAACCAUAAUUUCACCUUCCCCAAAAUUAUCUUGAUUGAGAAAUUAUUCAAUCAUUAAACCCACAAAAAAAAAAAAAAUUAAAAACACCCACAUAAUUUAAUGCCCUUUUAAACUUACCAUAAAUACCAAAGAUCUUCAAAUUUGCUGAUUGAUUAAUUGCUCCAUACCCCAUCUUCCUUUCCUUUUUUAGAGGAUAAAAAAAUAGUGGAUAUUAUUAUGUUUAUGCUUAUUAAUUGAAGAAAAAUAGCUGAAAUUCCCAAAAAAUAAAGAUAAAAUAAUGGAUGGGUGUAGUAUAGUUUGGUUUAGAAGGGAUCUGAGGGUAGAAGAUAAUCCAGCACUAGCAGCAGGAGUUAGAGCAGGAGCAGUAAUUUGUGUGUUCAUCUGGGCACCUGAAGAAGAAGGUCAUUAUUAUCCAGGAAGAGUUUCAAGGUGGUGGCUUAAACAUAGUUUAGCUCAGCUUGAUUCUUCAUUAAGAAGUCUUGGUACUUGUCUUAUUACCAAGAGAUCUACUGAUAGUGUUUCCUCUCUCCUUGAGAUUCUUAAGUCUACUGGUGCAUCACAGCUAUUCUUUAAUCAUUUAUAUGAUCCUCUGUCACUUGUUAGAGAUCACCGUGCAAAGGAAGUUUUAACAGGACAUGGUAUAUCUUUGCGGUCCUUCAACGCAGAUUUGCUGUAUGAACCAUGGGAAGUUGUCGACGAGAGGGGCCAGCCAUUUAAUACCUUUACUUCUUUCUGGGAAAGAUGCCUUAGCAUGCCUUUUGAUCCCGAGGCUCCACUUCUUCCACCUAAAAGGAUAAUCUCUGGAGAUGUGUCAAAGUGCCCAUCAGACACACUGGUGUUUGAAGAUGAUUCAGAAAGGGGAAGUAAUGCCUUACUUGCUAGAGCAUGGUCACCUGGCUGGAGCAAUGCUGAUAAGGCUCUAACUACUUUUGUCAAUGGACCUUUAAUUGAAUACUCGAAGAAUCGAAGAAAGGCUGAUAGUGCUACAACCUCCUUUCUCUCUCCUCACUUGCAUUUUGGAGAGGUCAGUGUACGAAAGGUUUUCCACCUUGUCCGCAUCAAGCAAGUCUCAUGGGCAAAUGAAGGGAACACAGCAGGUGAUGAAAGUUGCAAUGUGUUUCUCAAAUCUAUUGGUUUGAGGGAAUAUUCAAGAUAUAUGAGCUUUAACCAUCCAUAUAGCCACGAGAGGCCUUUACUUGGGCACCUCAAGUUUUUCCCUUGGGUGGUGGACGAAGGCUAUUUUAAGGCAUGGAGACAAGGUAGAACAGGUUAUCCUUUGGUUGAUGCUGGCAUGAGAGAACUAUGGGCUACUGGUUGGCUACAUGAUAGAAUAAGGGUGGUUGUCUCUAGUUUCUUUGUGAAGGUUCUGCAACUUCCAUGGAGGUGGGGCAUGAAAUACUUUUGGGAUACUCUAUUGGAUGCAGACCUUGAAAGCGAUGCCCUUGGCUGGCAAUAUAUAACGGGCACUCUCCCUGAUGGACGUGAGGUUGACAGAAUAGAUAAUCCUCAGUUUGAAGGCUACAAAUUUGAUCCUAAUGGAGAAUAUGUAAGACGGUGGCUCCCUGAACUUGCAAGGCUGCCAACUGAAUGGAUUCAUCACCCUUGGGAUGCUCCAGAAUCUGUACUACAAGCUGCAGGGGUAGAGUUGGGAUCAAAUUAUCCUCUUCCCAUUGUAGGAAUAGAUGCUGCAAAAGUAAGACUCGAAGAAGCACUUACAAGUAUGUGGGAGCAAGAAGCUGCUUACAGGGCUGCUAUUGAGAACGGGACAGAAGAAGGGCUUGGUGAUUCUGAAUAUGCUCCUAUUGAAUUUCCUCAAGAUUUACGAAUGGAUAUUGAUCGUGAACCUGUUAGGAAUAUUAACCAAAUUGACAUUAACCGACGUCAUGAGGACCAGAUGGUCCCUAGCAUCACCUCGACCUUGUUCAGGGUUGAUGAUUAUGAAACUUCUUCAGAUGUUCAGCAACAUUCAGUGGGAGAUGGGAGGGCAGAGGUUCCAAGAAAUGUGAACGCAAAUCAAGUGCAAGUGAGAGAGCCACCAAACCAAGGAGUUACUCCAGGGUCUCCAGCUCCUAGAAGAAAUAAUGUCACUCCACAACGUCAGGUAAACAUCACAUUUGGACUGCAGAAUAUAGAAAUAGAACAGUCUACAGCUGAAUCAUCAAGUACUACUGGUGGUAGUCGAAGUAGUGGGGUGGUUCCUGUUUGGUCUCCCUCAAGCUCUACAUUUGCUGAUCAAUAUAUUAAUGAUGAUGCGACAAUGGGACCUGGCUCCUCAUUCCUGCAGAGGCAUCCACAAUCUCAUGAACUGGUGAAUUGGAGACGCCUUUCUCAAACUGGGACAAUGCCGGAAAACAAACAUGGAAAACAGUAAUGGAAAAUAGAGAUUAGGAGAAGUUGAGAUGAUUUUGGGGAGAGUGUCCGAAGGUAAGAACAUUGUAUAUCCUGAUACCAAGGCAAAUCAUAUGGGAGCAAGGACUUGUUAUAUUUAUGUACAUCCCGUGUAUUUGCUGAAAGUAGACAUCAUUGUCCUGGUGCCGUGACAUUCAAAAGUUCGAUUGAUUUCAGUAGCUCUGCUUGUGCCAUUUUGGCUAAUUAAUACCAGCAGCUCUGCUUGUGCCAUUCUGGCUUGUACCAUUAUAGUGUGUAGUUUUGCUGUAUAGUUGUAGUGUUCUCGCAGGGGAAAGAGAAGAGUUGUCAUAGGGAUUUGUAGCCUCGAAUAAUCCCAGGCUUAUCCAUUUUCUUUCUGUGAAAUAUACUCCUAUUUGCUACUAUUGUCAAUAAUAGUUCUUGGUUCUGCAUC
Messenger RNA from Chenopodium quinoa (quinoa), 2983 nucleotides. RefSeq names its product cryptochrome-1-like. NCBI's taxonomy places the organism in Eukaryota, Viridiplantae, Streptophyta, Magnoliopsida, Caryophyllales, Amaranthaceae. Gene Ontology annotation, molecular function: DNA binding; FAD binding; blue light photoreceptor activity. Gene Ontology annotation, cellular component: cytoplasm; nucleus. Gene Ontology annotation, biological process: circadian regulation of gene expression; blue light signaling pathway; entrainment of circadian clock by photoperiod. The transcript has 6 exons. The record is from RefSeq and is a predicted model, not a curated record. Bases 461 to 2554 code for a protein of 697 amino acids.